GUUUUCUCAAAUAAUGAUGAAGCCCUUAUUAACAAAAAACUACCCAAAGAACUUCUGUUAAGAAUAUUUUCUUUCUUGGACAUAGUUACUUUGUGUCGAUGUGCACAAGUUUCCAAGGCAUGGAAUGUUUUAGCUCUGGAUGGAAGCAAUUGGCAAAGAAUAGACCUCUUUAACUUUCAAACGGAUAUAGAGGGUCGUGUUGUGGAAAAUAUAUCGAAAAGGUGUGGUGGGUUCCUGAGACAACUUAGUCUGAGAGGAUGUCUUGGUGUUGGAGACUCCUCUUUAAAGACGUUUGCACAGAACUGUAGAAACAUCGAACACUUAAAUCUAAAUGGGUGCACAAAAAUCACUGACAGCACGUGUUACAGUCUUAGCAGAUUCUGUUCCAAGCUGAAACAUCUGGAUCUGACAUCUUGCGUAGCAAUCACAAACAGCUCUUUGAAAGGCUUAAGUGAGGGUUGCAGAAAUCUGGAACAUUUGAAUCUUUCCUGGUGUGAUCAGAUUACGAAGGAUGGUAUUGAAGCACUGGUGAAAGGGUGUAGUGGACUAAAAGCUCUAUUUCUUAGAGGUUGCACACAGUUAGAAGAUGAAGCAUUGAAACACAUUCAAAAUCACUGUCAUGAACUUGUAAUCCUGAAUUUGCAAUCCUGUACACAAAUUUCAGAUGAGGGCAUUGUAAAAAUCUGUAGAGGAUGUCAUAGACUUCAGUCGCUCUGUGUUUCAGGCUGUAGCAACCUUACAGAUGCUUCUCUCACAGCGCUUGGUCUAAACUGUCCAAGGCUGAAGAUUUUGGAAGCUGCAAGAUGUUCACAUCUUACAGAUGCUGGUUUUACCCUUUUAGCACGGAAUUGCCACGAGCUGGAGAAGAUGGACUUGGAAGAAUGUGUUUUGAUAACUGACAGCACAUUGAUACAACUUUCCAUACACUGUCCUAAGCUACAAGCAUUGAGCUUAUCUCACUGUGAAUUGAUCACUGAUGAUGGGAUUCUUCAUCUGAGCAACAGUACGUGUGGCCACGAGAGGCUGCAGGUGCUGGAGCUUGAUAACUGUCUUCUCAUCACUGAUGUGACUCUGGAACACCUGGAGAACUGCCACAACUUGGAGAGAAUUGAGCUGUAUGACUGCCAGCAAGUCACGCGAGCUGGAAUCAAACGAAUCAGAGCUCAUCUACCUCACGUGAAAGUUCAUGCUUACUUUGCCCCAGUAACUCCCCCUCCUUCGGUAGGAGGGAGCGGACAGCGCCUCUGCAGAUGCUGUAUUAUUCUUUGACAGUAAGUGCAACCACACAGAUAAGUUUGUUGUUGUUGUUGAAGACAAGAAUGGGACUGCAAAUCAGUGGAAGGAGUCGGUUUCCUGACAGUCCCUAAUGGUGGUGUUUGGUCAUCCAGUUUUGUGACAAGAAAAGCAUUUUUUUCCAGGUAAAAACCUUAACGUAAUGUGCAGCUGUGGAUUAAGUUGGUGAUGCUUCGGUUUGUAUUAGUAACUCCUUCCUUCUGUUGGCAUGAGAACUGAAGUACUGUGUAAAAUGUGCGGGCAUUUCAGCAUAGCAGCUACUUGGUGAAAGUUCACUAAACUUGGAAGUUAACUUGCAUUUGUAAGCACUAUUCAGUGUGAAGUUCUAACAUAAUGUGGGGCUCAAGUCUGUCACACCAAGGAACUGAACCUGCCGAUCUGUAAUAUACAUGACAGAUUAAAUAUCAGGUUUAAGGACAAAUCAGCUUUAGCAGAUGUUGACCAAAAAACGCAAGGUAAUCAUGAGCUCUUACAGCAAAACAGC
This is a messenger RNA of Fulmarus glacialis (Northern fulmar), 1777 nucleotides long. It is a transcript of the gene FBXL2, whose product is annotated as F-box and leucine-rich repeat protein 2. Gene Ontology annotation, biological process: SCF-dependent proteasomal ubiquitin-dependent protein catabolic process. Gene Ontology annotation, cellular component: SCF ubiquitin ligase complex. Lineage: Eukaryota; Metazoa; Chordata; Aves; Procellariiformes; Procellariidae. Gene Ontology annotation, molecular function: protein binding. The transcript has 14 exons. The annotation marks the transcript as partial. The record is from RefSeq and is a predicted model, not a curated record.